Molecule: messenger RNA, 3971 nt
Organism: Hippocampus zosterae (dwarf seahorse)
Lineage: Eukaryota; Metazoa; Chordata; Actinopteri; Syngnathiformes; Syngnathidae
Product: nucleolar protein 4-like
Exons: 8
Coding region: 196-1854 (552 amino acids)
Source: RefSeq, a predicted model, not a curated record
AACAGCUCUGAGCGCAAGCUGCACUCGCAGACUGCUGGCCGCUAACAACUUCCGAUGAUGCAGGUCACAUGCCACUGUAGGUGAAAGGUGACCUGCUUUUUUAUUUUAUUUUUUAAAGAUAUUUUUUAGUGAAAGUGAAACUGUUAAUCCCAAGUCGCCUACUGACUACACAUCCGCUGGAUCAGGCAUUUUCUGAUGUACGUUAUUUUUGAUCUUUUUCAUGGAUUUCAAGGACAUUCACAAGUCCCCAGUCAAGUUGUUGUCUCCAGGAUUCCCAGGGAGACUGGAAUGCCAGUACAUCGUGGUUCUGCUGUUUGCGCGCUUAUGCCAGGUUGUGCGGAUGACGCGUCAGUGAGCAGCGAGGACGAGGCUGACAUGAGCGAGCCUUCGUGGCUGCCAGCCGAGCCGGGAGCGACAUCGCCGCUUAGCCUGGCCGGCCGAGCAGAGACCAUGCGCCACAGUCCCAACAUUGCCGGCAACAGGGAGGACGAUGAUGAUUCAUCGUCCGAGAGCGGCAGCGGCCUUCCCGCCCUCACCCCUCCAUCCUCGUCCUCAGCCAUUGUCAUCAGGGAAGCCCACGUUGUCAAUGGCAACUGUGGCCCCGCCCCGCUCAACUUCAGCACACCCACAUCAUGGGCCUCGUCCUCCGAGGAUCAGCAGCCCGUGAACCUGAGCGAGGCGCCCCCUCAGAAGCCGCCGCUGGGACCCUCUCACCUGCCCGUUACCGUGUCAGCAGCGGCGGCGGCCCUGCUCGGCGCCCUGCAUCCCAACAUGCCUGAGGAGCUUCGCAGAAAGUAUCCGCUGGCCGCCAAACCUCCGCUGGCUCCUCAUCCCGCACUGCCCGUGCCGCAUGUGCAUAUCCCGCACACGCACGCCAUGCAGGGCAGUGAGUUGCGACUGGACCGCGACUAUGGCGGCAAGUCUCCCAUGUACAGUUCUGGUGGCAGCUACGACAGCAUCAAGAUGGAGCCGAGCGCUGAGGACCUCAGUACCAGCCGUCUUGGUGGUCCUGUUGCCCCCGACGAUGACGACGACGAGCAUGACGAGCACGAGGACAGCGACAAGAUUAAUGAUACAGAGGGUGUCGACCCGGAGCGGCUGAAGGCCUUCAAUAUGUUUGUGCGUCUGUUUGUGGACGAGAACUUAGACCGGAUGGUUCCCAUCUCCAAGCAGCCCAAAGAGAAGAUCCAGGCUAUCAUUGAGUCCUGCAGCAGACAAUUCCCAGAAUUCCAAGAGCGCGCCCGCAAGCGAAUUCGCACCUACCUCAAAUCCUGCCGGCGCAUGAAAAAGAACGGCAUGGAGACCCGGCCCACUCCGCCUCACCUCACUUCCGCCAUGGCGGAGAACAUCCUGGCCGCCGCCUGCGAGAGUGAAUCACGCAAUGCUGCCAAGAGGAUGCGCCUGGAUGCCUAUCAUGAUGAGCAGAUAUCACUGGACAAACCCUCCAGUGGUAGCGGCGCCCCAAGGGAGCCAGCGUCACUCGUUUCCUCCGCCUACUCGCUGGCCGCGUCCGCCUUCUCCAACCAGGAGCCACAGGUCUACAUCAACGGCGCCGGACUCAGCUAUGGUUACCGUGGAUACCUGGGGCUGGGCGGAGCGGUUUCUUUGACGACUGGUGCCGGCGCUCAGAGCAACGGCCCCACAGACCUGAGCAUGAAGUCGCUCUCGUCCACCAACAUGGUCACCGCCACCAACCACUGUCUGGGUGGGCGGGGUGGCGGCGGGGCCUCAGCCCAACUCAGCCAACCGGAGAUCGCGGCCGUGCGUCAGCUGAUUGCCGGAUACCGGGAGUCAGCGGCUUUCCUGCUGCGCUCCGCUGAUGAGCUGGAGAAUCUCAUCCUGCAGCAGAACUGAGUGCAUACACGCACUCAUAUUCAGCCUUUCUCGACACGUCUGGGAGAAACUGUGGGAAUAGAGUGAGUUGGUAAGUACUUGAGAGGAGGUUAUCCUGCUCUACCCACAAUCAGCGAACCUCCGAUGAAGAGCGACUUUGAUAUCCCAUACCCUCCAUGUGUUCCGGCACCCUCUUGGACACAUUGGCUUGUACAUAGAAGCACUUUUCCUGCUAGCCUUUCCACCACUUCAUAUGCACCUCAACUCCUGUUGACCAGAGCAGGAAAUACCUCAAUCAUCCGCUUCCUGCCUCGUUGUUGUAAAUAUUCAGCUGAAGAUGCUGAGGAUGAAGAUGUGUGUGUGAGUGUGUGUAUGCUAAAUGCUAAUGACCGCUCCUUUAUUACCUCCCACGCUAACGUGGUCGGCACGUCUCUUCGGACCUCCUCCGUCUCUUCUCGAUGGACCUAAAGCUCCUGCUCGUCCUCGCUAGCGUCCGCCACAGGAAGAGGAGAGCACUGGGACAUUGCUGCUAAAACGAGAGGCGGAGCUUCUGCCAUCGACAUACACGAGACCUCACAAAUGGCGACGACAACGGACCACCAAAAGCUUUCUUGUGUGGCACAUCUUUUGUGGACUGGCCCGCCAAUUCGGCAACACGUUGCUACGUCUACGCUAUUGGCUGCAGGGCUGUUUGUUUUCUGGAUCAACCACUGAGCAGCUUCGGGUUGUUGUGAGGAGAAGGUUAGCCUAGCUUAAAAUUGUACGUUUUUAUUUAAAAACGGCACUAUAAGUCCAACAUUAACUUUGUUUCACAUUGUACAACUAGUCAACAAGAUGACCACAUCACUGGAUGUCGCUAUUGUAUUCCAUCUUAGACAAUAGGUUCAAUUCCCUCGGUCUGGAUCAGUCAAUGAGCAGCCUCAGUUUGUUGCGAGGAGAGUUAGCUGACGUUAAAGUUGUGUUAAUUUCUUUAGUUUGUUCUUAAUUUUGUUUUAUGUCGCACAGCUACUCAACAAUUUUAUUUUUUAAAAGUCUGACAUGGACUUCGUACUCCCAUUAUACAGAUAGUCAACAAGUUAGCGUCACCAGAUGUCACAAAUGACUUAAAUUUUACAUAUGAGAUUAGCAUGAUGAGCAGCCUCGAAUUGCCAUGAGGAUAAAGCCAGCCUGGGUUUAAAUCCUAUUGUUUUAUUUGAAACAAACUUGAAAUUUGCCAACAUGUAAACACAUUGUACAGCUAGCUAUUCAAUGGCAUCAUUGGUCAAAUCUUAGCAUAACAUCUUAUUCUUUCAAACCAGCAUUAACGGUGUCAUCUCUAAGUACAUCGAACAUUCCAAAUGCCUCCAUUAGGAUAACCACCAUCUCGUAAUGCUAAGACAAGAUGUUUCAUGCUAAGCUUAUGUAACUAGUGGUAAGUGGGCAACUUUGCUCAUGAGCGACUUUGAUUUUUUUUUUUCCCCCGCCAACAAGACGAACUAGCAUGUAGUUUCCAACUUCAUGGGGCAAGAUGUUAAUAUGCGGCUUCUUUACCUAACGAACUGUCAUCUUUUUAUCGAGACUUUCAGUACAAUGAUUGCGGUUGUCGUGAGGAAACACAGGUAGUGGCAUAAAAUCACAUUAUUCUUUAACUGAAGCCAACAUUGAUAUUGUUCUCACAGCACGUGAGUAUGUCAAGCAGUCUUUAUACAGUAAGCUAGGCUGAAUGACAAACUAAUCAUGAAAUGAAGGUCGUGACUUUGCUAAUUGAUGACUCUUUGUUUCCCUAUAAAUUUGUUGUGCAAAAACAACAUGUUAAAUAAUGAACAAGGUAACGCUGACGCUCGGACAGAGGACAUUUUAAAAGGUGACUUGUUUCCGACUGAUGUAUUGAUUUUAUGGUGGAAAGGGGGCAGAUUGUUUCUCUUGGUCUUUAUUUAUUUAGAUUUUUUUUAGAUUUUUUUUUACACAAUGCAGCUGAUAAUCACGAUGUUCCCUCGACAUUAGGCGGUCUCACACUGUGAGACUUUAGCAUUUGCCAGAGCAAUGAGAGUUAAUGUGACUUUUGUCUUUGUGGAACAUUCCCGAUUUGAACUGUGAAGGUUCUUGUUUUAUUUGUUUGACCAAUAUGCAAAAAAGAAAAAAAGAAAAAAAAAAAGAAA